AUGGCGCAAAGCCAAGCAGGCUCCAAGAAACGCCGACGCGAGCCGUUCAAUGUCGACGUGAGACUGGUUGAGAUAUACGAAGACCUCGCGAGCGAGAAGGAUGAGAUUAGACUGAAAGCAGCUCAAGCACUUGUAUCCCAAUUUACGUCAGAUAAGAAUCCUACCGAGGAACAGAUCAGAAAGGCUUUACAGAGACUCUUUCGUGGGCUGUGCAGUAGUCGGAAAGCCGCUCGAGUCGGAUUUUCUAUUGCUUUGACGGAGAUACUCGCCCAGGUUUUCGUGGCAUCUAGGGAACUCUCUGCUUUGAGCGUCUCGGGUGUUCUGGAUAUCUGGGAGUCACAGUCGAAUGCUUCGGGAAGCGAGUCGGGCCAGGAGCAAAGAGAUCAUCAUUUCGGACGUCUUUUCGGAGCGGAAGCGAUUAUAAAAUCUUUGGUUCUAUUCCAAUCUAGUGUCCCUUUCACGUGCUGGACUAGGCUCCUAGAUCUGGUUUUCGAGCUGGCCAAGAAGAAACCGUGGAUCCGUGAAGAGUGUGGAUGGAUAGUUUAUCGUGGAAUCUAUGAUCUAUCUACAAAGGAUGCCGACUCUAAAUACGUGGAAGCGGCUAUUGAGAAGUUAUGCUCUCACGAAUUGGCGCGGACUCCCGAAGGCAUUUCUAUCUGGGUGGCAGCCAUGGACUUGUUUCCAAAUAUACAUUUCCCGUCCCAUGUUUGGAAACAUAACGAUCCCUUGGAUCCGAGAGAGAGAGGCACUCUGGCGAAACUUAUGAAGGAAUCCUCAGCUUCCGAGGGCGAGGCAAAAAACCAAGGGAAUGACCCGAAGCCAUCGGGCGUCUGGAACUCCAAACUUCACUUCGCUUGGGAUGCUGUCUUGACAAGGGUAUCUGAUGUUACGAAGAAGAAGUCUAAAGAUAAAGCGUCAAAGGCGUCCAGACUCAGUUUUGUGGACUUCUGGACUGAAGUUGUUGAUAACGGCCUUUUUGCAUCUGCCUCGUCCGAGGAACGCAAAUACUGGGGAUUUCUCCUCCUUGUCAAGGUUCUUAACGAGGCUCCUCCGCAACAGGUUUCCCUUGUAUUCACGAAGAACCUUGUGAGGUGUCUCAUGAACCAACUUGCCGUAGAGGACAGAUAUUUGCAUCGCAUGGCAGUCAAGGCCGCAAAGUCAAUCCAGGCCCGCGUAUCAAGAGAGCCUGGGUUUGCCGCGGUAGCCGUGAACGGCUUGAUGGGCCCAUCUGGGUCGAUAACUUUCGACCAGAUUACAAAAACUAAAACAGUGGAGAAGAUUGUAGUUGAGGCAGAUGUGAAUGCCCUGACGGAGAUCAUAACACUGUUUGAAAAGUCCAUUGAGAAUCCCGGGACCACGGACAUCAAGGUCGCGGCGUCAAGCCGCCAGUUCCUCGCUGGGCUCCUAGUUUCCAUUGUCAGGGCACGCUCAUCUACCAGCAAUAACACCCAGGAAGAUUUUCAGGAGAUCCUGGAGAAAAUUAUGUUGAUAUUUGUGCGAUUUGCCUAUUUCACUGGCAAAGGCGAUGAGGGUGAGGGCCAAUCUACCGUCCGGCCAGUCGUGAGCGAACCUACUCAGGAGCUAUUCCGCAACAGGAUGAAUUCCUGCCUCAACAGUAUUAUCACUACCCAGAAGUAUGCAGCCACUGUGCCAUAUGCCGUCGUUCGGAAGAUCCAUGAUGCAGUUAAGUCUGAAGUUUUUGGCAAGUGCAUCAUCCACAUGGAUAACACCGUUCGAGACUCAGUCAAGACUGCCCUUAAGUCCCUGAAGAAACUCUCAAGCAAGGAGAAGAAGGACGGAGGACCCGGCGUUGCAGCUUUCAAGCUUCUCUACUCCCUUACAGUUUUGCAAGUGUAUAACGGUGAUGCUGAUGCCGUGUCUAUGCUGGACGAGUUGGAAUUCUGCCACGCCAAAUUCCUAGGCGACAAAGAUAAAGAGUCCAAGUCAAAGAAAGAAGACACAUCGGAUGCUUCCAACGCAUUGGUGGAGAUCCUAUUGAGUUUUGCAUCGAAACCGUCGCAACUAUUCCGUCGUAUGAGUGAGCAGGUCUUCGGUGCUUUCGCAGACCAAGUCACGGCGGAUGGUUUGGAUUCAUUAGUAUCGAUUCUGGAGGCCAAAGAGAAUCUUGCAGGUCAAGAGGAAAUGUUCGAACAACAAGAUGAUGAAGGAGGUGACGAGGACAUGAUGGACGUCGACGAAGAAGAUAGCGAUGUUGAAGUCGUCGACCAUGACCACGCCGACCAUUCACACGAUGAAGAUGAAGAGGAAGAAAGCAAUACCUCGGACGAUACAGGCUCAAACGACGAAGAGGAUGAUGAAGAAGACGAUGACGAACUGGCCGCGUUCGAGACCAAGCUCGCCGAAGCCCUAGGAACGCAUCGAGCAGACCAGGACCUGAACGCCGAAUCCUCAGACUCUGACGCAGACAUGAACGAUGAUGAAAUGGAGAACCUAGACGGGCAACUCGCCAAAGUCUUCCAAGCCCGCCGCCAAAUCCUGAGUAAGAAAAAGGACAAGAAGGACGCCAAAGAAAACAUGGUGAAUUUCAAAAAUCGCGUUUUGGAUCUACUCGAGAUCUACGUCAAAAAAUGCCACGCCAAGGUCCUCGCUCUCGAUCUACUCCUCCCCUUACUACGACUCACGCGGAAGUCAAGCAUUAAGCAGAUUUCCAACAAAGCCAACUCGGUCCUAAGAGAAUACACCAAACUCUGCAAGGGUUCUGCUGUCCCAAGCCUCGAGUCGACCGAGCCAGUCUGGGAUUUGCUGAAAGAGAUCCACAAGGAGGCAGCGCGGAGCGGUCCUCCAACUCAUUCUUCGGGAUGCAGCCAGGCCAGUCUGCUCAUUGUCAAGGUUCUCGUUGCAAACAACAAGAAGGCUAUAGCUGGUGUUGUCGAUGUCUACGCUUCCACGCGGAAGGAGCAGUUGACAAGCAAGAGAUGCCAUGUCCAGCCGUCCUUUUUCACGGACUGGAAUAACUGGUGCGUUAAUGCGAGCAAGCAGAUGAAGGAUUGA
Messenger RNA from Monascus purpureus, 3012 nucleotides. NCBI's taxonomy places the organism in Eukaryota, Fungi, Ascomycota, Eurotiomycetes, Eurotiales, Aspergillaceae. The record is from the annotation of a GenBank genome assembly.